Aspergillus nomiae NRRL 13137 is the source of this 2070-nucleotide messenger RNA. Its product is annotated as F-box/WD repeat-containing protein. The record is from RefSeq and is a predicted model, not a curated record. Gene Ontology annotation, molecular function: protein binding. The transcript has a single exon. Lineage: Eukaryota; Fungi; Ascomycota; Eurotiomycetes; Eurotiales; Aspergillaceae. The coding region runs from base 1 to 2070 and encodes 689 amino acids.
AUGUCCCCACGUGAGGCUGCGACACUUCCCUCCCGGCGGCGUCCUUCCCUCUCCUUCAGACCUCGACCUCGGACGGCUACCACAUCGACCCAUCAGACAACCCGUUUCGAAAACGACGUAUGGAGUGGAGGGUCAGCUGUCGAUGCAGCCAAUGAUGAAGGACAGGUGUUGGAGGAAAUGAAUCAUUUCCCUGAACCUGUUCCUAGGCGCCGAGAAGCCAAAAGCUUCUCCAGUUUACGCCAUCCUGUUGAUGGCUUGCGCGCGCUCGGCCGCCGCUUGUCGGUCACGAUCCGGAAUAAGUCUUCCAGGCAUUCGGCUCACCACCAUCAAGAUGACCUGGGCGACUUGAACCAUGAACCCGAAUUCGCGCCUAGAAAUAGGCAUUCAUGGUGCAAGGGUACCAGUAUCGAUCGCCGAUUGUCUCAUCACAGCGUAUCGGCGCUGCACGGCUUCUAUACACCAAGUACGCCUAUGCGUGCUCCGAUUCCAGGCAAUGGCUCGGAGCCGCCCGUUCUUCCGGAUGAUUUCUAUGCAGGUGCAGCUGCUCGGGCGGCCGCUGCGGCCCAGAACGAGCUGUUCAGGGCCGAGAGAGAUGGUGCGAAGUACUCCGACACGGGUCUGACGAGAGAUUCGGAGAGCGGUAUUGGUAUCGACCUGCGUGACCGCUCCGAACUCUCCGACACGGAUCUCGCCUUUCUGCGCUUGGAUCCGGUGACUCACCUACCACCAGAGGUCAUGUCACACAUCUUUACUUAUCUCGAUCCCCAGUCUCUCAUGCAAUGCGAAUCGGUCUCUCGCGCUUGGAGUGAGCAGGCAUCCUCCCGGCAUAUUUGGAGACAUGUGUUCCGUCACACCUAUGGACAUAGUCGCCCUGUCGGCACCUCGAAGAAAAAACGAUCUGCUGGCUUAGGAAAAUCUCUCCCAGACCAAGACUGGAAGAGAAUGUUCCUUGUCCGCCGCGCGCUGGAGCAGCGGUGGAAGGAAGGCAAGGCUGCUGCAAUUUAUCUCCACGGACAUAAAGACAGCGUGUAUUGUGCACAGUUUGAUGAGUAUGUCAUUCAGCAAGCAAAUCAUUAUCACCAACUAACCGCCUACAGGGACAAAAUCAUUACUGGAUCUCGUGAUCGAACCAUCAGAGUGUGGGAUGCUCAUUAUCCUUGGCCAUGCCGCAAGAUUAUCGGACCUCCUCCGGGAGAUAUCGCCGGUAUUGGGCCUGUCAAUAACAUGUCUCAGCAGUCAUCUGGAAAGCCCCCUUUUCUUACAAUUUGCCCCCCGCCGACGCUUUCCGCUGGGAUUACCACCCCGGUUGAACAAGCUUCAGAAUACCAUAGUGCAUCCAUUCUUUGCCUUCAAUUCGAUGAGGAGAUCAUGGUCACGGGGUCAUCUGACUAUACCUGCAUUGUUUGGGAUAUCCAGAAUGAUUAUCAGCCUAUUCGUCGCCUGGAAGGCCACCGCGCAGGUGUGCUAGAUGUGUGCUUUGAUGACCGUUACAUUGUUUCUUGCUCGAAGGAUACCACCAUCUGUGUCUGGGAUCGGCAUACUGGAGCUCUCCUUCAAAGGCUUGUCGGCCACAGGGGCCCUGUCAACGCAGUUCAGCUACGUGGCGACUUGAUUGUCUCUGCGAGCGGAGAUGGCGUGGCCAAAUUGUGGAACAUCACUUCUGGUCACUGUGUCAAGGAAUUUCACAGUAAAGAUCGCGGACUUGCGUGCGUUGAGUUUAGUGAAGAUGCCAGGACUAUCCUCACUGGCGGUAACGAUCAGGUUAUAUAUCAGUUUGAUGCAAACACCGGUGACAUGGUCAAUGAGCUAAAGGGCCACGAAGGGCUGGUCCGGUCUCUGCAUCUGGACAGUGCGGGGCAGCGGAUUGUCAGUGGAAGUUACGAUAUGAGUGUUAAGGUCUUUGAUGCGCAGACCGGGGAGUUAUCAAUUGACCUACCCGGCUGGACCACCAGUUGGAUGUUGAGUGUGAAGUCAGACUAUCGACGCAUCCUGGCCACGAGCCAGGAUUCUCGAGCUGUCAUCAUGGACUUUGGUUAUGGACUAGAUGGCAUUGAGUUGCUAGAGGAAUAG